Fusarium falciforme is the source of this 1101-nucleotide messenger RNA. RefSeq lists its product as hypothetical. The record is from RefSeq and is a predicted model, not a curated record. NCBI's taxonomy places the organism in Eukaryota, Fungi, Ascomycota, Sordariomycetes, Hypocreales, Nectriaceae. The transcript is spliced from 2 exons. Bases 1 to 1101 code for a protein of 366 amino acids.
AUGGAGUUCUCUUUCGAGUUCAGUGCCUGGAUCAUCAACUUUUACUACGCCAGCUGGCUCAACGAGACAAGUUGGGAUGAGCCAGAGGACGACUCGCCCAAAGUUGAUGAUUGCGAAACUCCUGUGCUUCUGUCGCCAACCUUGGUUAUCUGGCUGGUUCUUGUACCAGCCCUCGCAAACGCUGCGCAGCUUCCUGGAUCUCUUCAAUACCAUGCUCAUUCUACCUUUUAUCGCCUGUCGCCAAUCUCCGGUCUAGCUGACUGCUUUGCCACAUAUACGUUGAUAGGGAAAGCGUUGGCUAAGGGGCAUUCUUGGCGACAGUCCAUCGCCGGAGUCCUUGUCGUGAGACAAGGGAUAGGACAGAACGACCUUUGGUGGAGGAAAUUCAACAUUUCUGGAAAGACACGCAUCGAGGGGUCUGAUUGCACAUCGGAUGCCGAAGAUGAAGACGAAAUGGCCACUCUCGCACCUACGGAGUCGUUGGACGACUGGCUUAACCACGACGCCGAGGAAUCACAUCUCAGAUUCGCACUCGCUCGAAUCACCGAGCUGAUUACCCUUGAAAGAAUAGCCGGGUCUAUCCUCGUGCUUCUUGUGUUCGUUCAAGCCGUCGCCUUUGUUGUGCUGGCCCCCGCCAUGUCAUUCUUAAAGGUGACAGCCAUACUUGCGCUGGCAUAUACUGGUUGCCUUGUCAUGUUCGAAAUCCUAGUUUGGAGCAUGGCACUUGGCACUUCUAGACAUUCCAUUGCUGAGAUACCCUGGGGAAACGCGGUCGAACUUCUCUGUGACUUGGACCCUGGGGAUGGUCCAUUUUCUCUCGCUCAAGACACGAAGGACAGUCGAGCAUUGGCGGACAUCGAGCUCGAGUCUUGUCACUCCCAGGAUAUGAACGACAACCAGGAUACUAGACGAAAGAUGCAGAGGACCCCAGCUCGGGGCAUAACGGUCAAGCUGAUAGUAGGCCUCUUUGGGCUGAUCGAAGCUUUUGUCUGGAUCGUGAUUACCUAUGCCGCGUGGAAGGUGAAGCCCCGGCUUUUGUUCCCAGCGGCGGCAACAGCAAUCUUGAUCAACUUGGGCCUGAUGAUCAAUUGCUUCUCUUGA